Molecule: messenger RNA, 288 nt
Organism: Ambispora gerdemannii
Lineage: Eukaryota; Fungi; Glomeromycota; Glomeromycetes; Archaeosporales; Ambisporaceae
Source: the annotation of a GenBank genome assembly
AUGAGCAGGACUCAAGAGUUAACGAUGCAGGAUAUUACAUGGAAAAUGAUUGAAUCAGCACAAAUCAAAAUAAUAAAAGAGGCCUUUCGUCUUCGAUAUAGAAAAGAUAGUAAGUUUAUUAGUGAAUAUGCUGGAUAUGUAAAAAAUUUACGUAAUGCAGAAAAUCAAGAUGAGUAUAUAAAAUAUACCGCAAUAACACUUUUCCCAAAUAGUCAAGAUAUAGAAAAUGGUAUCAAGGAUCGGCAUAUGACUGAGGAAGCUGUUGAGGAUGUGCUUAUAGACGAGUAA